Messenger RNA from Rosa chinensis, 2679 nucleotides. RefSeq lists its product as uncharacterized. Lineage: Eukaryota; Viridiplantae; Streptophyta; Magnoliopsida; Rosales; Rosaceae. The coding region runs from base 1 to 2679 and encodes 892 amino acids. The record is from RefSeq and is a predicted model, not a curated record. The transcript is spliced from 3 exons. Gene Ontology annotation, molecular function: RNA-DNA hybrid ribonuclease activity; nucleic acid binding.
AUGAUAUGGGGGCAGCGGGUGGUCUCUAUACAUGGUCUGAUUCUCACACAAAGGAGAGGCUUGACAGGGGUACAUGUACGCCAGCUUGGAGUUAGGAGUUUGGGUUCUCCAGGAUCAUCAAUCUCCACCCGAGCCGGGUUGAUCAUACUCCUCUUCUGCUGCAAGUGCGGAAGGAACAAAUGCGUCAGGACUUCUACCGGCGACAAUUCCGGUUUGAAGAAAUGUGGUGUGCUCAUGAAGGUUUCUCGGCCACGAUGGCGGAGGCUGGGGCACCCCAUAUGGGGGGAGCCGAUGUUGCAGCUUUGCCGAAAGCUUAAAGGGUUGGGAACUCAAUUCUUGGAUUGGGAUCGUACUGUUUUUCAGAGUCGAAGGGAAGAAGUGGAAGCUGUCCAGAAAACUUUUGAUCAGAAUGAUCAGGCCUCUAAGCUUCAACUCUCACAACGUUUGAAUGAAUUAAUGUCUCUUGAUGAGAUGUAUUGGAGACAGCGUUCUAGAGCGAUCUGGCUCAAGGAUGGAGACCGGAAUUCGCGAUUUUUCCAUAAGAAAGCAUCGAACAGGAGACAAAAGAAUAGAAUUAAGGGUCUAUUCGAUGUUAAUGGGGUAUGGCAAGAGUCCAAGAAAUAUUGGGACCUCAUUGGCCAUGAGGUUAGUAAUGCGGUCAUUUUGAUGUUAACUCAUUCGGAAUUGCCCCCAGAUUUGACUUAUACUUAUGUUGCUCUUAUUCCUAAGGUUAGGGAGGUGGUGAAUAUGUCGCAUCUGCGACCCAUUACAUUAUGCAAUGUCAUUUAUAAAAUUGUCUCUAAAGUUCUUGCUAAUAGACUCAAGAGUUUCUUGCCAACGAUUAUCUCUCCUCAACAAAGUGCUUUUGUUCCUGAUCGUUUGAUCUCUGAUAAUACUUUGGUAGCUUCGGAGUUAGCUCAUUAUAUGCACAAGUUGAGGCGGGGACGUGAGGGUUUUUUACCCCUUAAGUUGGACAUUAGCAAACCCUAUGAUCGGCUUGAGUGGGGCUUUUUACAGAGAAUCAUGUUGAAGAUGGGUUUUCCUGAGCAAUGGGUGCAACUGAUAAUGUCUUGCUUAUCUACAGUGCGUUAUGAUUUUAUUAUUAAUGGUACUCCCCGAGGGUUUGUCACUCCACAACGUGGGUUGCGGCAAGGUGACCCAUUGUCAUCUUAUCUUUUCUUGUUAUGUGCUAAAGGUUUAUCUGCACUGAUCACGCACUCGGUCUCUUCUGGUCAUUGGCAGGGGCUGCGUAUUUGUGAUGGGGCGCCUUCUGUUAGUCAUCUCCUUUUUGCUGACGAUAGUAUGCUCUACUCUAGUGCUACAUCUCAGGAUUGUACCUUGAUUAGGAAUUUAUUAAAUGUUUAUGAACGAGCUUCUGGGCAACAGGUGAAUUUGCAGAAGAGUAAUGUGGUUUUCAGUGGGAGUGUCCUUCCCCACAUGAGAGUUUCUAUGGUACAGAUUCUGGGAGUGCAAGUGGUGGAUAAGCAUGAGAAAUAUCUGAGCAUUCCAACUCUUGUUGGCAGAUCCAAGUCUGAUACUUUUGCUUACCCUUCAUAUGCUUGGAGAAGUAUUUUGCAUGGGAGAGAUAUACUUCGAGCUGGUAUUCAGCGUCAUAUUGGGAAUGGUUUGUCUACUAACAUUUGGACAGACCUGUGGUUAUGUGGGGAGGAGUUAGGUGUUUAUCUUUCGGAUCGUGUUACAUAUGUAGUUGACCUCUUCCUGUCCCCAAGUGUGUGGAAUUCUACUUUGCUUUCAGAACUUUUUCCUGCUCAUAUUGUUCAAAAGAUCCUUGAUAUUCCGCUUAGUCCCCGGAAUCAUGAGGAUAGAUGGAUUUGGGGUGGCGACAAAAAAGGCCGGUUUACAGUGAAGUUAGCCUACCAUGUGGCUCAACACAGAGUUCUUGCUGAUCAUUCUUCCGCACUCAAUCCAAGUGAGGCUCUGUGGAAUCAAUUAUGGAAAGCAUCUGUGCCCAAUACUGUGAAAAUUUGUGCAUGGAAAGCAGCGGCUAAUAUUCUUCUUACUCGGAGUCGGCUAAGUGAACGCGGUAUUGAUCUUGAUACCCAAUGCCCACUUUGCGACGAAGACGUUGAGACGCUUAUCCAUGCGGUUCGUGACUGUCCUCACGCUGCUAGCUUGAUUGAAGGUGCCAAUUUACCCUUGGUUUCGGCCCCUACAAACGUUGCUGACUGGUUGGUUACUGUCCAUAAUUUGACUCCUCAAAACUUUGCCCCUUCCUUGAUGAUCUUGUGGGCUACUUGGAGAAAUAGGAAUGCCAAAGUUUGGGAUGGAGAUUUCAAGCAAGCCUUUGAGGUGGUACCCAUGACUUUGGGAUGGUGGAAGGAUUACAAAGCAGCUCAUGUUGCUACUCAGUCCGUGUCGGGGAUCCGGGUCAUGCCAAAGUGGACUAAGCCUCCAGUUGGCUAUGUGAAGAUGAAUGUUGAUGCAGCGUUUGAUGAGACCUCUAGGUGUAUAGGGUUGGGAGGAGUGUUUCGUGAUCAUAUUGGGCUGUUUCUGCAUGGAUUUCGGCAUUCGGUCAUGACAGCAAACUCAGCCAAACAUGCUGGGCUGUUGGCCCUGCUUCUUGGGGUGCAGACAGCUCUUGAGAAUCAUCUCACACCUCUAAUUGUGGAAACCGAUUGCCUGGAGUUGGUGACGGCUGAUAGGAGCAUUUUAAUGUGA